GGUAGCAGGUCCACCAGUGGAGAUACAGCUGAGGGUAAACUGAGGACUGGAGCCAUCUAAGUCCACAAUGGUGAGGUGGAACUUGUGCGACGUAGGUCAACUCUCUGAUAGUCAUGAUGCUGGUGAAUAUCAUUGGCUCCAUCAAAUGGCAGUCGGUUUCCAUUAGGGAAGUACCAGUCACCACGAUGGUUACCCUUCUCUUUGCUGCAGCAUGUGCUCAGGUCAGUGUGACACUGAACACUCUCAAUUUUAGUUUUCCGUAUUAGGCUAAAGUUCACAUAAGAGUGGUUUGCCAGAAUCUGGCCCAUGAAGAAGACAUAAGGAAACGUCGGCUGAGAGUUGACCUCCACCAG
Messenger RNA from Geodia barretti, 353 nucleotides. The record is from the annotation of a GenBank genome assembly. Lineage: Eukaryota; Metazoa; Porifera; Demospongiae; Tetractinellida; Geodiidae.